UUGUUGUUUUAGUAAACAUUUAUGAGAUAGGUAAAAUCUUUUAUGAGAAAUUACAUUGUAAGCAUUCAUCCGUGAUAUUAGAUAGGUACGUGAAAAAGAACUAACAAGGCAUCAUGAUAAAUAGUCUUGCUACGAUCAUAACUCUAAUAAUUAUUCAAACAGCAGAUUCAAUGAUAAAUCGAAAACAUAACUUUUUAUUGAGCAACAAUAAUCCAGAAGAAGACAUAGUGAAUUUUAUGAGUUCUAAGGGCUAUUUACGAAAUGAUAAAAUUUUGCCUCGGUUAUCAAUAAUGAAGAACACGAAAAAUGAUAUUUCUUAUAUAUUAUCUAAAUUAACCGAUGAAGAAUUAAUAAGGUUGUUAAAUGUUGAGCCAAAUAAGAAUGUUUAUGAUUUAAAUGAUAUUGUUAGAAUAGCGGUGGGCGGUACACAAAUAAAACAAGCUUAUAUUGACGAUACGCUGACAAAUGUUGAUAAUAAAAGCUAUCCAAUACCAUAUAUCAGUAAUGCUCAAACAGCAUAUCAUAAAUUGAAUCAAAAAGAAAUAUUUCCUCAGAAACAAAAAAAUAGCGCAAGUUUUUUGGCUUUAAAAAAACUUCAUAAUCUUAUACAUAAUCGAUCCCAACAAGAGCCUCAAGAGGAAAAACUAAGCGACGAGAAGAAAGAAUUAUUAUUUGAUAUCCUCGUUGCUCAAUUAAAAACAUUAUGUUGUAAAAGUACUUUUAAAAAACGGAACUCGCAAUUUAACGAUCUUCAUACUGAUAUAAUUGCUGAAAAAAUGCCUAUACAGUCUCAAAAUAAACCACAACCACAUACAAUAAAUAAAAAAAAUUAUGAAUAUAUUUUUUUAAUUUUAAAUGACGAAAUUAAAAAUAUGGGUGAUGAUGAUUUAGUAGUUGUGGAUCCUGACACCCUCGAAAAAAAUAGCAGCGUUUUGAUUCUAGGACCAGUUACAUCUCCAUUGGCUGAUGACCAACUGAAAAUAGUAAUGAAUCGCAUUUCCCACGAAUUAUCAAAACCCGAGUAUAUUCCAUUAAUACAACAACUUUCUGAUGGGACUAUUGGUGAUAGUAAUGUUAAUGUUUUGAAAAAUUUCAUUUCUGGUCCUGAAACACGAAGGUACAUAAAAGCUCACAGAUGCAAUCAUCAGUCAAAACUGGCAAAAAUUUAUGGGGGGCCAAAAUGGUUAAUUUGUACUGGCUACUUAAAUAUAAACACACCGAGUCUAUACGAUUAAUUACU
Messenger RNA from Nymphalis io (European peacock), 1240 nucleotides. RefSeq lists its product as uncharacterized. The coding region runs from base 114 to 1235 and encodes 373 amino acids. Lineage: Eukaryota; Metazoa; Arthropoda; Insecta; Lepidoptera; Nymphalidae. The transcript has 4 exons. The record is from RefSeq and is a predicted model, not a curated record.